AUGUCAAAUCCUAUCGUGCCCACGACGACAAAGGACGACGUGUCUAUUGCCACGUCGCCGUAUGAUGAGAGCAAGAAGUCACUCGACGUUGCCCACCUCGAGUCUGCACCUCGGGCACACCAUCAUACCCUCGAGGAGAUCAAGGAGCUCGACGAGGCUGCUCUCGUACUCGAAGAAGCGGGACAUGUAGACUAUUCCAUCGCAGAGGAUAGGAGAGUCUUGCGCAAGAUCGAUCUCUGGGUUCUGACGCCGAUGCUCAUCGUCUACUUCCUUCAGCAGAUGGACAAGUCCUCCGUAUCCUACGCAUCCGUAUUCAACCUUCAAGCAGAGACCAACCUCGUAGGCACCCAAUACGCCUGGCUAACCUCGAUCGUCUACGUUGCGCAGCUCGUAUUCCAGCCUCUGUCGUCCUACGCCCUCGUCAAGUUCCCAGUCGGGAAAUGGGUUCUCUUCAACGUCUUCUGCUGGGGUGCCUGCGUAGCCUGCAUGGGAGCAGCGAAGGACUUUGGUGGCCUGCUCACAACGCGCUUCUUCCUAGGAGUCUUCGAAGCCACCGUUGCCCCUUCGUUCAUCGCAAUCACGCAAAUGUGGUGGCGGAGACGCGAGCAGACAUACCGCACCAUCUCCUGGAAUGCCUCGAACGGGUUCGCAAGCAUCUUCGGCCCACUCAUCGCCUUCGGCGUAGGGCACGUCAACAACCCCAACAUCCUCCCCUACCAAGGCAUCUUCAUCUUCCUCGGCUGUCUCACCGUCGCCCUCACCCCCGUCGUGGGCUAUAUGCUCCCCGACAACCCCACCACAGCCCGGUUCCUGAAAAACGGAAACGACAGGGUGAUCGCUAUCGAGCGCCUGCGAUCAGGGAACAUGGGCACGGAGAACAAGACCUGGAAGUGGCCGCAGUUCUGGGAAACGAUGCGGGACGUCAAGACGUGGCUCUGGGCUCUGCUGCUCUUCCUCGUCGCCUGCCCCAGCGGGGGGAUAUCCGCUUUCGGAGGUCUGAUCGUCCAAGGGUUUGGUUAUGAUAGCUUUACGACCAUCCUUUUCCAGAUGCCUUUCGGGGGGAUCACCGUGCUCUCCAUCGCUAUCACCUCCUGGGUGACGAACAAGAUCAAACUCCGUUUUCCGGUGAUAGCGUUCAUGAGCCUCUUCCCCAUCGCUGGGGCAGUAACGAUCCGCCAGCUACCUAGGGACAACAAAGGCGGGCUCCUAGCAGCAUACUACAUGGUCUCCUUCCUCGGGUGCCUCCAGCCCCUCCUCUAUUCCUGGUCAAACCUCAACGCCGCGGGUCACACGAAGAAAGUGACCAACACAGCAGUCCUCUUCAUCGCCCAGUGCGUGGGGAACAUCGUCGGUCCCCAAGUGUACAAAGCCGAGGAGAAACCGUACUACUAUACUGGGAUCGCAGUUGAUCUCGGGUGCUGGUGUGCACUCAUUUUCGCCAUCCUCGGUACGGCGGCAUACCUGCACUAUCUUAACAAGCAGCAGGAGAAACGCAGGCUUGCGGCAGGCAGACCGGGACAUGUGAUCGACACGUCUAUCAUGACGCUUGAGGAGGCGGAGAAGCACAGGCAGCACCAGCUCGCCACGGGCCAGAUCGAGCUCAACACCAACGAGCACGCGUUUGAGGAUUCUACGGAUUUCCAGAAUAUGGACUUUGUGUAUGUCCUGUAG
Messenger RNA from Dacryopinax primogenitus, 1671 nucleotides. Its product is annotated as MFS general substrate transporter. Gene Ontology annotation, molecular function: transmembrane transporter activity. Bases 1 to 1671 code for a protein of 556 amino acids. The transcript has 2 exons. The record is from RefSeq and is a predicted model, not a curated record. Gene Ontology annotation, biological process: transmembrane transport. Gene Ontology annotation, cellular component: membrane. Lineage: Eukaryota; Fungi; Basidiomycota; Dacrymycetes; Dacrymycetales; Dacrymycetaceae.